AUGAACAGCUUGUCGGAUCACCCGGUCAAUUCACAGCCUGGCUUGAGGAGCGGAUGUGGCGGCGCCUCGGGACAUCCGUACUUGCAGCAAGAUCUUCCCAUCGACGCCAGUGGCGCGUUGGUCACGUCGGGCAUGCCGACAAGGGCCCUGCCGGCGCUCGACCGCCUUGAUCCGUCCUGCAGCGGCAUGAAGCGGCUAGGCUGGCUUGCACCUGCCAGUCGGGUUCUCUUGCCGUCGAGUCUUCGCGUCGACGCCCUCGAGCCCCCGACACGACGAGCUUCGAGCAAACUCAAAACACAGCCAGGCCAGCCCGCGGCGGAUUUCGAUAAAAACCCGGGAGAAAUCAGCAAUUACUCGCGGACGGGCCCGACACGCGACACGCUGAUUUGCAUGGCCACCUCAGCGGCGAAAUUCGAGCUCCACACCUCUUUGGCUCUGCACACCACCACCUCGAAAUCCACCGAUUCGACAAUCCAUCCAUCCGCUCACAUCUGCGACGCCAUCCCAUCCCACCACCGAUCGUACCGACCAUCCAGCUUAUUUGAAACAUGUGAGUAUCCGCGCUCUUCCGAUAUCCGCGGCGACAUCCUCCCGCCAUCCAUCCGCAAUCCCUCGGUUCAUACGCCGGCCGUGCUCGCGAUCGUCCCAGCGCCGAUCUUGGUCACCGCUCGGCUGCAGUUCUGGCGCCAGAGAUCUCCUUCCGCCUGUCUGGAUCCUGCGUCAUGCCAUCCAUCCACCCAGCAUCGACGCGUCGAAGCGGCGAAGGCAGCUCGGGCGACGCGUCGCUGGUCCAAGCGAGUCCGUUGGAGCCCGUUGCGCGAGCUCGUUGUCGCUCUGACGCGUCCGAGUCCCCACAGGAACGUUGGCGGCCAAGCAAGGCUGAUAUCAGCGACUCAGUCUCCAUGCCCGGUUGUUGUCACCUCGUGGCUCGGAUCGACGCAGUUCCCUGUCGGUCGUAUCCACCGUCACCUCAAGAACCGCACGCAGAACCACGUCCGCAUCGGUUCCAAGGCCGCCGUCUACACCUCGGCGAUCCUGGAGUACCUCACCGCCGAGGUGCUCGAACUUGCAGGCAAUGCAUCGAAGGACCUGCGCGUGAAGCGCAUCACGCCGCGACACUUGCAGCUGGCGAUUCGAGGAGACGAGGAGCUCGACUCGCUGGUGCGCGCCACGAUUGCCGGAGGUGGUGUCCUGCCGCACAUUCACAAGACGCUCAUCAAGGCGCCAAGCAAAAAGAAGGCUUCGGCAGCGGAGUAG
This is a messenger RNA of Moesziomyces antarcticus, 1257 nucleotides long. RefSeq names its product histone 2A. The record is from RefSeq and is a predicted model, not a curated record. Gene Ontology annotation, molecular function: structural constituent of chromatin; DNA binding; protein heterodimerization activity. NCBI's taxonomy places the organism in Eukaryota, Fungi, Basidiomycota, Ustilaginomycetes, Ustilaginales, Ustilaginaceae. Gene Ontology annotation, cellular component: nucleosome. The coding region runs from base 1 to 1257 and encodes 418 amino acids. The transcript has 4 exons.